ACAAACACCGAAAUUGCCUCUACCGACCAAUUGAACGGUUCUAGUCUUUCUUCAAAUGCAGUUCCCACGACCGACAUGAGGCAGCCUACAGUCCUGGUUAUCCACACCAACCCAGACUCAUCAGUUGUGUUACGCAACACGUAUCGCCCUAAUCCCAUCCUGUCCGUUGGGCGAGAGGUGAAUCUUUUUUUUGGAAAUCUACAUCGCUUCAUGCCAGACUCGUCGACAGCAAGACGUUGA
This is a messenger RNA of Protopolystoma xenopodis, 240 nucleotides long. Lineage: Eukaryota; Metazoa; Platyhelminthes; Monogenea; Polystomatidea; Polystomatidae. The record is from the annotation of a GenBank genome assembly.